This is a messenger RNA of Papaver somniferum (opium poppy), 2712 nucleotides long. Its product is annotated as pentatricopeptide repeat-containing protein At1g08070, chloroplastic-like. The coding region runs from base 77 to 2125 and encodes 682 amino acids. Gene Ontology annotation, molecular function: protein binding; RNA binding; zinc ion binding. Gene Ontology annotation, biological process: RNA modification. The transcript is spliced from 2 exons. NCBI's taxonomy places the organism in Eukaryota, Viridiplantae, Streptophyta, Magnoliopsida, Ranunculales, Papaveraceae. The record is from RefSeq and is a predicted model, not a curated record.
CAUCUACAGGUAUAAAUUGAACUUGAAUCAAAUAUUCGUUCUUCCCCUUGAUGGCGUAAGGAUCUUCUGAGUACCAAUGAAUAAGGUUUCCAUGAACUGGUUGAAAACCCAGUGUACUUCCAUCAUGAAAACGAAACAAGCCCAUGCUUAUCUCCUUCGAAAUCAAUUCUUUCAAGAAAACUUUGCUUCAAGCAAACUAAUUUCUUUCCUUGCUCUUUCUCAAUCUGGAAAUCUUAGUUAUGCUCAGAAAAUCUUCAAUCAAAUUGAAAACCCAGAUAUGUUUAUUUGGAAUACAAUGAUUAGAGGGUAUUCUAGAAGCCCUUACCCACUUGAAUCAAUUUCUCUCUACAGUUUGAUGAUUCAAUCUUGUGUCGUUCCUGAUAAUUUCACUUACACAUUUACAUUAACUGCUUGUGCUCAAUUAAAAGAAGCCAAAUUUGGUAAAAGAUUGCACUGCGAAAUAAUAAAGAAUGGGUUUCAGUUGGAUGUUUAUGUACUUAAUUCUUUGAUUCAAAUGUAUGCCAACUCUGGUUCUUUUGAAAGUGCUCGUAUGUUGUUUGAUGAAAAUUCUGCUAGAGAUGUUGUUACAUGGAAUGUUAUAAUUGGGGCUCAUGUUAGUGGUAGAUUUUAUGAAGAAGCUUUUGAUUUAUUCAAGAAAAUGAGAGAAACUAAAAGUAUAGAACCUGAUGAAGUUACGGUUCUUAAUAUGGUCUGCGCAUGUGCGCACACAGGUAAUUUAGAACAAGGCGGGAUUCUGCAUUCUUACUCACAAGAAAAGGGGUUUGAAAAGAAUAUUCAUCUGUGUAAUGCUAUUAUAGACAUGUACUAUAAAUGUGGAGAUUUGGGUUCUGCUCAGAUACUCUUCGGAAGCAUGAUUGAACGUGAUAUUCUCACAUGGACUUCGAUGAUUUCGGGUUUGGUUAGUGCAGGUUAUUAUAGAGAGUCUUUGGUUUUGUUUGGGCAAAUGCAGUUAGAGAAUAUUAAUCCUGAUGGAAUUAUACUUGUUAGUGUUCUUUCAGCUUGUGCUCACAUUGGUGCUUUAGAUCAAGGUAAAUAUAUACAUCUUUUAAUACUCAGACACAAAGUAAAACUAGAUAUUGUGUUGGAAACUGCUCUUGUUGAUAUGUAUUGUAAGUGUGGUAGCAUGGACUUAGCACUACAAGUUUUCCGUAAGAUCAAAACCAAGAAUGCAUUUACAUGGAACACAAUUAUUGGAGGGUUAGCCAUGAAUGGUCAUGGUCUAGAGGCAUUGACUUGUUUCGAGGAGAUGAAGAGAGAGGAAGUGAUUCCGGAUGACGUGACGUUCAUUGGAUUGUUAUCUGCUUGCGGGCACACAGGAUUGAUUGAUAAGGGUCUCGAAAUUUUUAGAUUAAUGAAAGAAGUUUAUGAUAUUCAGCCGAGGAUGGAACACUAUGGAUGUAUGGUUAAUUUGUUAUGCAGAGCUAAAUUGGUGGAAGAUGCGUUGGACUUUAUUAAGAAAAUGCCUAUAAAACCUAAUGAGGUUGUGUGGGCAACUCUUCUUCUUGGGGUGAACAGGGUUGGAACUGGAGGGCAUUUUGAGUUAGCGGAGAAGGUAGGAAAACGCGUAAUUGAUAUGGAACCUGAUUCUUGUGGGCGUUACGUUUCACUGUCUAAUGUUUAUGCAGGGGCUAAUCAAUGGGAUGUUGCUUUGAAGAUAAGAAAAGAUAUGAAAGCGAGAGGAAUCGAUAAAAUACCAGGUUACAGUUGGAUUGAAGUGAAUGGUUUGAUACAUCAAUUUGUUGCAGGUGAUAAAUCGCAUCUUCGAACAAAAGAAAUUUAUAUGAUGAUGGAAGAAAUGCGACGGAGAAUUAGGUUGGCGGGUGGAUAUCUAUCGGGAACAGGUGAUGUGUUGUUUGAUAUCGAGGAAGAAGAGAAAGAAAAUUCUUUAAAUUUUCAUAGUGAGAAGUUGGCUAUUGCUUUAGGUUUGAUUAGUACUUCCCCAGGUUCUCCAAUUCGUAUAGUGAAGAAUCUUCGUGUUUGCAACGAUUGUCAUUCUUUUAUUAAAAUUAUAUCCAAGGUUUUUGGUCGGCAGAUAAUUGCGAGGGAUCGAAGCCGGUUUCAUCAUUUUAAUCAAGGUUCUUGUUCGUGUAUGGACUUCUGGUGAAAUUCAUAAAAGUCAAACUAAGAGAGUUGUUUUGUCAACCUAUUACUUUGAAUGUGACAAAUAGUUUCUUGUUCACUUCUACUUUCCUUUCUGCGGUCUACUUUCUUGCAUAAACAGACUCAAGAAGCUUAGUAAUCAAGGUUAUGGGGAACUUAACAGCUUCUCCUCUGCCUAAAUUUCGUCUGUUCAACGGGUUCCUAGAGAUCUUAUACUUUAAACAAUAUUGGGUGUUGUUUCGUACAUCUGAUUCGACUUGUACGCGGUAGAGUGCAGCCCUCUCUUAUAAAGGGAAUACAAUCCCCCUGGAACUUCAGUCUGCUGUUGAGAUUUUGAGAACAGCUACGAAAAUGCGACCCAGUGACUAAAUACAGUCUUUAUCUCUCUUUCUUGAGUCUGUAAAUGCAGCUGACAGAAAAGGAAGGGGUUCAUAGAUUUAGAAGGCAAUGGUUUAUCAGGGACUGCCAUAAAAUCAGCGGUUUAUCACGAUCCUAGGUCUCCUUUCCUUGCCAACUGGUAUCCUUUAUUGGGGAUAAUACAAGACUUGAAAUGAUUUGGACAUCAUAUCUAUAAUGUAUUAUACCUGUGUG